AUGUGGUCGUAUCGUGGCGCCAAGUUCAUAUUCAAAAAGAUAUUUGGACAAUAUUUUCAAUAUGAACUUGAAAAAGACCAAUUCGAUAUCGGCUUCAAGAAUGGAACUAUCAACCUUUCCAAUCUAGAGCUGAACGUGCGUCGUAUCAAUGCUGAUCUCACCAACUCGCCACUGGCACUCGCAUCUGGAUUCCUUGGAAACAUCCACACCAAAGUACCAUACACAUCACUCUGGGAUAAACCAAGCGAGUUCAUCGUAUCUGACUUGGAAUUAUCAUUAGUAUCAUAUGAUAUUAUUGAUAAAUUGAAUGAUUUAGAAUAUCAACAAGCAGCAGCUAGUAAUACUGGUGGUGAUUAUCAACAACAGCAACACUCUGAGAAUGUCGAGCAUCAAUACUAUUCCGAUGAGGAUGAAGAAGUCGAUAGGAUGAUACAGACUAGAAAUGAGAGUAUGGGUGGUUUGGAGUUGUUGGCAGAGAUGAUAAAGAAGUUGGUGGAUAAAGUGUCGGCCAGGAUCAACAAUUGUUCGAUCUCCAUAACACAUUUCGAUCGUAAGCGAAACAAAUCGAUUACUAUGAUGUUGCUGAUAGAGUCACUGGAGUAUACAGAUGAUAAACAAGCUGCUACUGCUGCUACCGAACAACAACAACAACAGCAGCAGCAACAACCAACUUCACCACGUCAAACACAACAGCAACAGCAAGAAGAUAAAAACUCAUACUUUUACAAGAUGAUUAAAUUAGCGAAUUUCUCGAUUAAAGUUGCCGAGACCGAUGGAAAUCUAUUGCUUUCCGAUCAAUUUUACACCAGUUCCAUAUUGAACUGCAUUCAAUCCUCUUUAUUUCAAACCAUUUUCACCAAUAGAAAAGAUAGUAAAGAUCUAGAUUCAACCAACGACAUCAUCAAUCUAAAGAUAAAAAGAACCGAAAAGAAUAUAAAUCUACCUCUUUUUUCAGUGGAGUGUAACUUUCGUGAUUGGACCAUAUUAUUAUCACCAAUACAACUGUUAUUAUUAAAGAACUUUUUAAAGAUAUUCAAUAGCAACAACAACAAUAGUAGUAGUAUCAGUAAUAAUAAUAAUAGUAGUAGUAGUAGUAGUAGUAGUAUAGAUAAAAGUAAUAUAGAUUCAAGCUUAGCAACUUCAAAUAUACCAAUAAUAACAACUAAUACUACAACAACAGCUACAACAUCACUGAGGUCUGGUUCACCAAUGAAAUCACCACCAACACCAAUCAAUAAUAAUAAUAAUAAUAGAAAUAAUAAUAAUAGUGGUAGUGGUAACUCACCAUUAGAUCAACAAUCAACAACAAUUAAUCAAAACAACAACAACAACAAUAACAAUAGCAAUCGAUUUUCAAUUCAAUUCAAGUGGUCGAGACUACGGCUAUUCCUCUUCCACAAUGAACACUGUAAUAUAAAUGCAUUUCUUCAACAACACUUUCAACACCAACCAUAUAAAAUCAACUUCUUCCUACUUCAUGUACAAGACUUUAUACUUCAAUACAGCCAAUCUGCAUUGUCAAAGCAAAUCAAUCUUAACAUCACGAAAUUCAACCUCUUCCAACAUGUCAUACAAUCACCACAGGAAUCUAAAUUUGAAACAAACGAUAUCAAUAUGAUAAAUCCAAAUAGUAUAGCUCAAGAGAAAUCGAGUCCUUACGAUAUUUCAGUUAGAAUUCAAUUUAUAUAUCAGGCUGGCAAGCAAUCAUUCGAUAGAGAUAUCAGUUUGCAGAUGAAGGAUCUAAGUGUUUACUUUUAUCCAUAUCUGCUGGUGAGUGGACAGUCGUUGAUGGAUGAGAUGAACGAGCAAUUCAAGCGAGUGAAUGGUCCAGGUGCUUUAGGUGAUCUGGAGUUGAAAGAGAAGAAGAAAUCAGAUAAUUCCAGUCCGAUCAUCAGAUCAUCUCAGAGCUACGAGAAUAUUCUUACAGAGUUGAAGAACACUCGAUUUACAAUCGAUGGAAAUGAACGAUCAUCACAAUACAACUACUCCAACAGCAACAACAGCAACAACAAUAACAACUAUAAUGAAGAUGAUGAAUCAGACUCUUUAGAAUCUACAUCCACUCAACUACAUAUCAACUCUUCACUCAUCAAAGUUAUCAUUAAAUUCCCAUCAUCUUUAGAAUUAGAUAAGAACAAUUCAUUUGAAAUUCAAAAACUUAGAUCAGAAAUUGUAUCGAUUUCAGCGAACAAUGUAAAGAUUGUUGCCAAUCUGAUCAAGGAUAUAAAGGAUGUUAAAUGGUUUAUCGAUUUCGAUGAUAUUCAUGCUAAUCUGAUAAAUGAGAUGAACGAUACGAUUAGAUUCCUAGAGAUAUCUACGAAGGAUCAGAAUACGCAUCAUGGUGUCAUUCCAUUGGAGAUUACCAUUCGUGGUAGUGUCUCUGCCUAUUCGAACUAUGAUGUCGAUUUAAAUUCACCACCUAUCAGAUCGCCUCUUACCGUUGGAUCAAGUAAUAUCAAUAGUAGCAGCAACAGGUUGAACUUGAACUUGAACUAUCAGUCAUUAGCAUCGGAACCAAUGAUAUCUACACCAUCGUCUUCACCAUCACAUAGAUCACAACAAUCAUUAUCAUCAUCAUCAUCACCGUCAUCGUCAUCAUCGUCACCAUCAUCACGCGCCAGUUCACAGUCAUCAUCUCCAUCAUCAACGUUCUCCACAGACAGACCUUUCAAUCCAUUCAACAACGUUAAAGAACGGCACAAAGGACCAUUCUCUAGUUUCGUUUCUACCUCCGAAGGUAUUUUCGAUGAUGAUUGGCUUGGUGAAGCUGAACAAGAUGAAAUGAGUUCAUUUAGACAUUCAUCAAUUGAAUCAUCUAAAUAUGUAUUCAAUGUAGUUUUACCAAUAUUGAAAUUUGAAAUUAAAAAAGAUGAACUCAAUUUAUUGGUUAAUUUGUUUACAUCUUUGACAGAGUUUGUUGAUAAUCAUAAUACAAAGAAGAAUCAACAACAACAACAACAAUUAGAUGUCAAUAACCAACCACAAUUUGCAGAACAACUACCACCACCUUUAUCACAUUCAAAUACUAAAUCACUAAAGAAUGUCAGUCUUUUAUCAGUUUUGCUCAUAGUCAACAAAGGACAUUGUAUAUUGACGGAAAACGAAUGUAGUGGGACACCUUUAUCAUCUUCAUCAUCCUCGAUCAACAGUAACAGUAGUAGCAAUACCAACAAUAGCAAUAGUAGUUCCGUUGGCUCUUCAUCUUUAUCGUCAUCAUCUGCAACCACCACCGCCGCUACCACCAUACAGAAUACCUAUUUCAAAUAUUGGAUUGAAUUUGAACGAUUUGAGAUGUUCAAUGUUAGUCAGUACUUUGGUCGUGAUAUCACCUUUAUCAAUUGUUCAUUCUCGCAGUUGGAGUUGAAGGAAGCGGAUCUUUCACUGCCGUCGCCAUCGAACCAACCGAGAUCCAUCAUCUCAAAGACAUUGUCAUCGUCGAACAAGUUGAUUCCAAGUCAAUCACUGAGUGCAGUGAUAUCGAUCAACAACGAUGACUCUGACUUUUUGGACGGUGCAAUCGAUGGCAAGGUGAUAUCACUUCAAUUCAAAGGAAUAACAAUCGAGCAUAAGAUUAACAAUUCUUGGUUUACAAGACUGCCUGAUUUCUUUACAUUCCCAACAGACCAACAUCAACAUCAACAACAACAACAUCCACCGACAGUAUCAUCAAAUUCACCAAAGAUCAAACAACAAACGAAAUCAGCAACAGCAGCAACUUCAGAGAAUCAUGUAAAGACAUUCUUAAACUUUAUCGAUAGUUCUGUUUAUUUCAUUCCAUCUUCGAACCUUUCGUCUGCUGCCAUCUUUUUCUUUGCUGAUACCAAGAUCAAGUUGACCGACUCGAAAAAGAUUAGUUGUAACGGUCAGAAUAGCAAUAUUUUUGUGAUUGACGAUGUUCUCAAUCUAAGAGAGUCAUCUCCAACGACAUCGUCACACUCAUCUGUUUACAACUACUGGAAGUAUCUUGGAUUCGAACCAUCGGUAUACUUGGAUUAUUUUGAAUUUGAAAUAUUAAGAGAUCAACAUAAUUAUCCAAAGUUUUCAUUAAAGUUCAAUCAUAAUAAUUUACAGAUUAGUGCAUGUGCAGAUUCAUUCUUUGUGGUGAAUGAAAUCAUUAGUAAUCUACUUGGUUUGGAUAUUCCAUAUGCAGAGGUUGCAGAUUUGAUUAUCACUCAGGGAAUUGCACCGGAUUUGAAAGAGAAUAUCGAUAUAUUGAUAAAUGAAGAUACUUUUAAAUCGAACCAAGUCAAUGGCUUGGGUGGAAUCGUUGGUUCCUAUGGAAGUCUUUCGAAUUUAGAUACGUCUUCGUUCAACAAUGCAACUAUUUCAUCGUCACCGAUUGUCAGUGCAUCGCCACAAGUAGUAUUGAAUAGCGGUGGUGCUUCAUUCUCAAAUACACCCAGUUUGGAUUUCGAGGAUUUCGAAGAUGAUCCCGCUAGUUUUGCCGAUCUCUCUGACGACGAAGGUACUUUCUACGAAUACCAUUCGCCGCCUGCCGACGUAACAUCCAACACCUCCAACAAAUUGAGUGAUAGUACCACUUCACUUGAGGAUCAGACUGCAGAGUUGACAAGUCUUGCCGACACUUCUUCACAGACAUCGUUGGGUGGUGCCGGAAUUGGUGGUGGUGGCAACAGCGGAAGUGGUGGAAUCGCACCGAUUCUUGGAAGUGUAAUGAUCGAAGAUUAUGACCACGAGAAGCUGGAGAGUUUCCAAUCGAAUAACCAGCAUACUCUGGUCAAUGAAUAUGUUUCAAUGGACGAUCAACUAUAUUAUAUGGAUUUAGAACAAUUCUCAGAUCCUUUGGAUAGCAAUGAUGUUCAGAAAACUAGUAAUUAUAUUGGUGGUGGUGGUGGAAUGAAUACUCACGGUAGUCAUAGUAGACAGCCAUCUUCAUCAUCGAUAUCGAUGACAACAACAACAACAUCAACAUCACGUGAUGGACCGACCAUUCAUUGGUUGGAUCCAAGAUAUACGAAUAUCGAUAUCAUUGAAAACUAUAUAUCUACGCCCGGAGAAGAUCCAGAGGAUACAAACCUACCAUCAAAUUAUCCCAAAUCACAGGAACGAUUCUUGUUCAGCAAGAUGAACAUAUCACUAAAGAUCUAUAAAGGUUCCGACUGGGACAAGUCCAACGGUAACAAAUCAACUAGAGAUCCCAACUCUUAUGUCGAAUUCAUUUUCUCUGGAUUCAAUCUUCGUAUUGAUAAAUUCGAUGAAAAUGAAAAGGUUGCAAAAUUAUUAACAUUCAACCUUUGUGAUUUUACUACUUUUUAA
This is a messenger RNA of Heterostelium album PN500, 5277 nucleotides long. RefSeq lists its product as uncharacterized. Lineage: Eukaryota; Evosea; Eumycetozoa; Acytosteliales; Acytosteliaceae. The coding region runs from base 1 to 5277 and encodes 1758 amino acids. Gene Ontology annotation, biological process: autophagy of mitochondrion; autophagosome assembly; reticulophagy. Gene Ontology annotation, molecular function: phosphatidylinositol-3-phosphate binding. Gene Ontology annotation, cellular component: extrinsic component of membrane; phagophore assembly site. The record is from RefSeq and is a predicted model, not a curated record. The transcript has 7 exons.